UCAAAGUGAAGCUCAGAGCGCCCAGCGCGGGGUGUAAGUCACAGCGCGGGAAGGAAGAAGCUGUGUAAGGGCGCUGGCUGCAAACGAGGACUGCGUGGCCUGUUCGGCACAGAAGGCUGCAGAACGAACCAACCUCGAAAGCAACACGUAGAAGGCACGUAGACUAAGGCGGAUCGAAGCAAAGAAGCGCCCCUAGGAUGUGUAUCGCUGUCGUCUGAAACGCUUUUGCCACAACUAGUUAGUUUUAGCUGGAAGAGAGAGAACCACUAUGUAAUUGUAAUAAGUGACAGGUGGAGUUGAAAAAGAAAUACGACGGACUUUACGUGAACAUUGGUCGGUGUUGAACCGUCUACAAGCGAGCAUCUAGCUAGCCUUUAUGAAUGCGCGAAGGGUUAUUGAAAUCGGUGCAUUAUAGCUAGUAGCUUAGGACGGCAUAACAAUAGACGUAACGUAGUGUAAAACCAGAAGAAUUAUGUGCGUGUGUGUGGGAGUGUGUACAGGAAACUUGUAAAACAAGAUAUAUGAUGGAGUUCCUGAGCGCAAAAAGGAGGCCCUGAAUAAGCAGAUGGAGACACGUCCGAUUCAUCUGGCUUUGUUACCGAAGACCUAACGUGGCUGGCAAUAAUUUGCCGAUGUUGGCUGUAGGCGAAAUUCCGUUAAUUCAUGAAAGGCGAAGGACGAAGGCGUCCGGUGGACGCGGACAUGACGAACCUUCAGUGGUCUCGAGGGGCUGACGGAGACGACGAUGAAGAACACGAAGACGAGGAGGAAGAUGUGGCCACGGCUCAAACAAGACAACAUGAGCAUGCAGGUACGACCCCUUUUGGUAGUGGCCAUGCAAUAGCGGACGACAACAAUCCGCAUGGAAUCCUGAACCUACAAAACCCAGCUGAUGGAGCCAACCGGCUGGAAGCGUGCUCCGGCUGUGAGCGCCCCAUUGUUGACCGGUACAUCAUGAAGGUUCGAGAGAGCUCGUGGCACGAAUCGUGCCUCGUGUGCUCAGUUUGUCACCAGCAUUUGGACACCUCGUGCUACUCUCGAGAUCGACGUAUUUUUUGCAAGAGCGAUUACGAUCGAUUAUUUGGAGCAAAGUGUGCAGCAUGUACAGGUUCGAUUGCUCCAGCUGAACUCGUAAUGAAGGCGUUGGAGCAAGUGUACCACCUUUCGUGUUUUUUAUGUUGUACAUGCGGGCGUCAACUGCAACGAGGAGAUGAGUAUGUCUUGCGCAGUGGGAGGCUUUAUUGUCGACAGGACUUUGAGAAAGAAAUACAUCUCCUACAACAGCUACGUGGCAACGUUGAGGCCGCUGUAGUUCCCGUCAAUGGAGUUUCGGUAACUGGACAGACGUUGCUACCAGGCACGCUAACUGGACCUGGCACAGUACCGACUGGUGUGACGGUCGCGGGGGGCGGCGUGGGAGCCGUAGGGGCUCCCGGGGCGCAGAGGCCUGACGGACGAAGGGGGCCCAAGCGUCCUCGAACGAUGCUAACGACGGCACAGAGGAGAGCCUUCAAGGCAUCGUUCGAGAUCAGUCAAAAGCCCUGCAGGAAGGUCCGCGAGGCAUUGGCGAAGGAGACAGGUCUGAGCGUACGUAUCGUUCAGGUGUGGUUUCAAAACCAGCGGGCCAAGCUCAAAAAGAUCCAGCGUAAACAACAACAACAGCAGCGGAACGGCGGCUCCGGCACGGUAGCGCGGACGGCACAGAGUAACUGCGGUGACUCUUCCGAGUCCGAGAUAGCCUCGUCCACGAGAGACUCCUGUAGGCGCUCAGAGGACGGAAGGCAGUCUGCCUCACCAGAUCUCGUCGGCUCGUCACCGUACCGCCUCGCGCUGCAUGAACUCGACAGUGCGGGAGGGUCCCCCUCGUACAACAUAGUCCCUAGCACUGUCGGCGGCUUACCCUACGAUAGUCCACAUAGUAUGCCAUUCUAUGCACAAUCAGAACAGGCGUUUAUGAAGACGGAAAUUGGAGCAGACUCCGAGUCCAGUCUUGGCGGGCUCGAGGACGUCCUCAUCGGAUCCGCUCAGAGGACCACCCGACAGGGAUGUCCAACAGGCGGCGAUGACGAGGCCGCCGCUCUGUUAGCACGCUCAUUCACCGGGAGUCUGCACGGCAAUGCUCUCAAUACCAUCAACCCGUUGAACCCAAUCGAUCGGCUGUACUCGAUGCAGAGUUCCUACUUUAACUCGGCAGCCUCUCCUGGCGAGGAUCAACUGCGAGUGCAGAAUGCCUAAAUCGUUCAGCUACCUAAUGGCUGUAGCUAUCUUCACUUCAUGUUGCUAUGGUUUCUUACGUGGGCUGUACUAUGACAUCAUAUCGUUGACAAAUCGACGGACUGUCACCCUCAAAGCGCUACUCGUUUUCCCUUAGAACGUAAUUCUGGCAUGGUCCAGAAAUAAGAACAACAGGCUUUUCCGAUUAGCUAUUACUAUGUGUACCGUACAUGGCUUGUUGUAGUCUCGUGGAAAAAUGCUACGACUACACGUCAUUGCAUACUUUGAUUUAGACCUCAGUCACCGUUUGUCUGGCUGGCCGGCUACUAUCGACUUGUUGGCUUUCCAUGGCCGGCGUGCGAAUCUCGUUUAUGUAAAUAUUGAAAUAAAUGAACGAUCCUACCGUCAACUUCGCUAUUUCUGUCGAAAGACCGUCCCUGUCGUGUCGUCUGAAAGGCUGGCGCCGACGACAGAUGAAGAGAUAGAGGAAAGCAGUGGCAUUUGAUCCCACCUGUAAGCGACGUUUUCACCAAAAACAUCGAGGAGACGCCUAUCAAGUGUAAAGAAACCGGAAAAGCUACAGCCUGCGUGUGUGUAGACAUCCGUACACUCACAUACAUAGGGUCGCAUACAGCCAGCUAUCAUGCCAUUUUGCGUAUUUUUAUUAUGCCACAGCUCCGAGCUUUCAUGGGUUGACAGAGCCUUCAGUUGCAGUGAGGAGGCGUUGGCCCAUUUUUAAAGCCUGCAACGGCAGCAAUGUUGUUUUCUACAUUCAGCAGCGUUGCUCCAUUAAUUAUAGUUCCAUUAAUCUUAAAGCUCCUGUUGUCGUCGGUGGACGACCAUAGGCGCCGGGACGCAGUCGUUGAACUUUUAUAUCAUGAUUUAGCUUUUUUUAUUCGCAAUGCCACGGCCUCCCAGCUUUUAUUCAAACAAUCUCUCAUUCUUCGGAUAGCCCAAUUUAUAAGCACUUAACGCGUGAGGCAAAGCACGCCGAAGAGUUCAGGGAGAGGGAAACGACGUUUGGGAUAAGCGAGCGUGCGGUUGUGGCUGACGCCGCUAAACGUUUAAAACGAAUCUUUCGGGACCUAGAGAUUAUGCUGCGUAGAGUUGUGCCGUUUUUGAGAGCAAGAGUAAGCACGUAAGGCAUCGAAACGCAUAUUCGAGUGUAAUAGCAUCACAGAAUGGCAACGUAACGGCCAAAUGGAUUAAGCGAUCGGUCUCUGGAAUGGCUUGCGCCCACUUGCCGUUACGAUCAAUGAACGUGACCCGUACAUUUGUAAAUAUAAACUGUACAAAAAAAAAAAAACAUUAUGAUGCUAAUAAUACUAUAACAAUAUAAACGAAUUAGAAUACGAAUGCACAAUAAUAUGCUGAUACUGACUAUAUUAAUAUAAAUCUAAACAGCAUUAGUAAUCAUCUCAGAUAUGGCGAAAACCAAGCUCAUCAGUUACAACAACACAAUAUUAAAAAACUAAAGUGAAGAUCGACACCAAUCUAAAGAUAACACUUACGAUGACGAUGAUCGUGAUAAGAAGAAUAGUAAUAAUAAUAAAAGUUAAAAAAAAAAACCUAACUAACUACAUGUAACUAAAAGUAAAAUGAAUGAUUCUGGCAUUCGUAGUCUCAGUCUGGGUGCCGGUGCCAGCUAACGGUCAAUACGCAGGGGUGCAACGGCAAGGGCUGUUAACGCGAGAUAAAAUUGCGAUACUUGUCCAGUAGAGAAUUACGGGAAAUGGUCAAGUCAAUAAGCAGGAUAAGCCGUGAACAGAAAGACAGUAAAGACCCUUGACAUUUGACGAGAUAUACGAAAAGAAGGUAAUGAAGCCUGCCGACCUAUAAUGUUCAUUGUAAGUCCCUUCCCCAUAAUCCUUUCGAAAGUAGGUUUUCAAAUAGGAAGUGUUGUCAGUGAGGUGAAAAUACUGAAGCGAAACAAAAUCUGUUUUAGUUCGUGUUUGUUAUUUUGAGAUUUUUCGUGUUUACGUACGUAUUUCUGUGUUCGUAUCCAUUCGUUUUCCCUGAGGCUUGCGUAUCCCAUCUAUGUUUCUCUCGCGAAGUAAUCGUUUAUCAGUUAUUCUUACGCUUGAUGACAUCAGCUUUUGACGAACAAGGACUGUGCAAAUUGCGCUGGUACAGAAUGCCUGAACUGGAUCAUGAGUAAGACAGAGAUCUCCAACACAUAUCAAUAGCGUCUUUCAGAAGGUGG
Varroa destructor (honeybee mite) is the source of this 4417-nucleotide messenger RNA. RefSeq names its product protein argonaute-4-like. The record is from RefSeq and is a predicted model, not a curated record. Gene Ontology annotation, molecular function: protein binding; RNA binding. Lineage: Eukaryota; Metazoa; Arthropoda; Arachnida; Mesostigmata; Varroidae.